AGAUCCUGCGAGCAGUAGAAAACUCCCAAAUGUACAUUCUUAUAUUCUUCAAAGACUAUGCUUUGAGUAAAUGGUGCCUGCGAGAGCUAACAUGUAUGGUGGAGUGCACUAGCCAAUCCACGGGUAAAGAGAUACUGCCCAUCUUUUACGACGUGGAUCCCUCGGAUGUUAAGCUUGAAACGGAGCUGUACAAAAGCGCCCUAGGGAAGCAUGAGGAGGAGCAUGGCUACGCUCUAGCGAAGCCUUGGAAGGAGGCUUUGGCAACGGUGGCAAGAAUCAAGGGAUGGCAUAUUAAGGAUCAGAGGCAAGGCAAGGUCAUUAAAGAUAUCAUUCAGAAGAUUAUGCAGAAGAUCACAAUGAGGAAACGAUAUUUGCCCACCAAUCUAGUUGGAAUUGAUGAUCGUAUAGAAGCCAUAAAGAAGCUAUUGAAUUGUGAUGCUAGUGAUGUGCGAUUUGUCGUAAUCCAUGGGAUAGGUGGCAUUGGAAAGACAACUCUUGCCAAGGUAGUUUUCAACCAACUCUCCUCUAUUUGA
This is a messenger RNA of Rhodamnia argentea, 533 nucleotides long. Its product is annotated as disease resistance protein L6-like. Gene Ontology annotation, molecular function: ADP binding. Gene Ontology annotation, biological process: signal transduction; defense response. The coding region runs from base 30 to 533 and encodes 167 amino acids. The record is from RefSeq and is a predicted model, not a curated record. The transcript is spliced from 2 exons. Lineage: Eukaryota; Viridiplantae; Streptophyta; Magnoliopsida; Myrtales; Myrtaceae.